UCUUUGGGCCUGAUUUCCCCGACGUCCGGUGCCGCAUCGGUACUAGGCAUGUCCGGACCGGUCUGACCGGCCCCAUGCAGGCCACUCCGGUCCGCUGGCCCCUGGGCCGUGUCUGAUUUGAUCCCGCCCUUCCUGGGGGUUCCCCACGAGCGCCAAGGACUAGGGGUGCGUGUCCAGGCCGCACCCUACUGUCCCGGUUGCCCCAAGCGGAGCUCACCGUGCCAGGCCCAAACCCAAGACCCGAGUGCUCACAUCCGCCCGCCACAUACAGCGACCGUGUAUGGCAGGUGCCGUGUGCCACCUCACAGAUGGAGGGGAUGCAAGGGCCAAGGAUGGGGACGCUGAGGGAUCGGGGGCUUGUGGCCCACGAGGCCACCAACCAGAAGGAAACUGCAGUUUCAGAAAUGAGCUAGAAACGUCACUUGUGUAUGAAGCCCAUGUCGCUGAUCUUAAAAUAAGUAAGUUUUAUCGGCAAAGGUGUGUCAACCAAGCAUUUCUUACCAGUUAAACAGCAAACCUCGAAGCCGUGUGUUCGCAAACAUCUUGGUCUUUGCCUGCGGGGUGGAGGCUUGGGUCACAGUGAGGACCUCUGCCCUCUGCUUCAAAGCAGAGGCUUUGAGAUGUGUGAGUAAUGGCUGGGCCCCCAGACCACCUGCAGGCCUGACCCCAGGCUCGCCUCCUGUCCUGCGUUCUGGUGAGCUGCAGGUCCCUGGAGGGCCAGGACAUGCCCCAGAUGCCUUGAAGCUGAAUCACCCAGGCUGGCAAUGUCCCUGGGAGGCCAGGCCGCAGUCAACGCCCAUCCCCAAAAGGAAGGGUGGGUGGCCGCUGUGCUCCAGGAGUUGGGGCCUCCUGAGAUCUUGCGAACCCCAUCCUUGAGCCCCGCCCACAGUCCCGCCCCUCCCAGGAGGGAAAAGGCAGCUGCCAGUUGCUCAGCACACAGGCACCCGGCCCCGGCCCAGAGAACAAGAGGACAGCCUGCUGCCGCCACCACUUCAGGCCAAGCCAUGGACCCCCCUGAGAUGCUCGUCAAGGACCCGUAUGCCCAUGUCAGCAUCCCGAGGGCUCACCUGCAGCCCGAGCUGGGGCGGCAGCUGGAGGCAGCUCCAUCCUCCUUGGAGUCGCAGCCUCUGCCCGUGGGGUCCUGCACCCUGGAGCAUACCGAGGAGGCCCCAGGGCCCAAGGGUGCCAAAGGGGCCACUUCCAUCCAGGGCCAGCAGGCCUGCACCCCCCAUGGCAGUGGGCAGCGCCAGGCAGGACUGACCUACGCGGGCCUGCCGCCCACGGGGCGUGGCGACGACGUUGCCCGUCACUGCUGGUGCUGCCCUCGCUUCUGCUGCUGCCGCAGCUGCUGCUGUGUCAUUUCCUAGCCUGACCCCUGGGCCGCAGGGCCUGCUGCGGGACGCCCCCACAUGGCAAGCCCGGGCCUCUGCUCGGGGGGCCACAGCAGUGCCUGGACAGUUGGAACAGCCACUGGCCUGUUGUCACAGGUGUCGGCCACUCCCCACCCUGGACAGCGGCACCUACCCACCGAGAAGGCGGACAGCUCAGCGCCCAGCCCUGAAGCAGAGCCCUGGGUGCUGGCCACGAUGGCAGCCCCGGGGGCACCCUCGGCCACCUCUCCCAGGCGCAGGGCCACAGGCAAUAAAGCAGAGCGAGCUUCGCCCUGGCCACUCUCCUCCUUUGCCGCUACCCGCUUCGGGAGGGUCCCAGGCUAGGCGCCACCACAGGCUGCCAGCCUCAAUGGGACGUUCCGGGCUGGGGCAGCCUCACGACAACCGAACCUGCACUGCACUCUCAGUUUGGCCCAGAGGCUGGACAGGAGGGCCGGUCAGGCCUGGGUUUGAGCUGCCCUGCAUUCGCUGGGGCUGAGGGUGAGCCUGGGAGACAGGUGAGUGUGCGGGUCAGACAUCAGGAGCGUGCUGUGCCUGGAGCCAGGAGUAGAGCCCGAGAGAAGCCUCCAGGAGGAGGACCGUGCCGGCAGCGCAGUGGUGGGUGGCACCAGCGUGGGCAGGUUUCCAGGAGUGGGAGCCCAGGUGGCCAGCCCACCAAGCCCUGCCCACCCGUGAGUCACUGCCCUGCCUCGGCGGGGGUGUUUUUCGGUUUCCCACAGAACACCCAAUUCCUGAACAUCUGCUGUGUGCUGCUGCCGCUGGCCUGCCUCUGGGGCCUGGGCUUCGUGGAGGUGGGCAGAGAAGGCGCUGGGCCAGACCCACCUCCCGCCUGUCCAAGCAGCACAGCGCACCUGCGUCGGGGGCAUGUGGGGAGCUGAGCCAUUUGGCACCCCCCGGGGGUGAGGCCGGUGUGAAGACUGAGCGGCGAGGCCGGUAGCGGGCACACUGACGUUUCCGGGACCGGGCAGAGAGAGCGGGAGGAGGUGGCCAAGCUGGCCCCGCAGGAUGGACGGGUCCUGGUGCCAGCCCUCCCCUGACCCCGGGUGACUGGCCACACGGCAGGACUGGUCCUGGGCGUGGGCAGGCGUGUCACUGGCCUGACUCCACGGAGCUCAGGCUCCCGGCCUGCCCCAUGACUGGCCCGCACAGGAAGAUGACCCCACCUGGGCCAGCCACCAAAACCCGUCUGACCGGCCCAGAAGGCGGGGGCCUGCCACGAUGGCUGGAGUAAGGAGGGGACCCUCUGGGCCUGGCUUCCUCUAGCGGGACGGAGAGGGUUCUGGGGUCCCGACCUCAACCCCACCCUUCCCAACACACCCCAUUCUGCUAUGUCACUGGGCUGGCCCCAGGGCUUUGACCAGGCAGAGGCCAGGGGGAGGUGGCCUCUGAGGAGGGCAUCCGGAGCUGCCCACGGUGCCUUGCACCUCAGAGAGUUUCUGGGUGGUCUCUGUGUGAGUGGGGAAUCUCCACUCCUGUGCUUGAGGGCCUCCUUGGAGCCUUAUGGGGCUGGCUUGUGAUGGGAACAUGACAGCCCAGACAGGGACAAAGGCAAUGGGACAAAUCAACAUGGACACACACACUGUGCUUGAGCCACAGAGCAGAAGGACCCCUCAGAGCACUGAGCUGGUGGGGGUCCUGGCAGGCUUCCUGGAGGAAGUGACGCUUGAACUAAGAGCUGAAGAACAGGCAUCACCCAGGUCACAGCCAAAAAGCUUUCCCAUCGUGAGGUGGGGGUGGAGUAUGAGUGCGGGUGGGGUGGGCGCAGGUCUGGGUGGACGAAGCGGGAAGAUGGGCAAAGUUGAGUUGCAAAGCCAGGCCUGGGUGAGGGGUUAGUGGAGCCGGGUCUGCGCGUGAAGGGGGCGGGGCAGGCGGGGGGGGCCCUUAUCUCCUGAUGAGUUGGUGGUGCUGGUGGAUCCAGUUGCAAGCUCUUUGUGGCUGAAAGGGGAGCCCACGCCUGCCCACAGCCACCACCUGCCUCUCUGCUGACUGGCCCGUGGUAGGCCAGUAACGCGAGCCCCAAGGAGGGAGCCGCAGGGCGCCCUGGGUCCCCCCUACGCCCAGCCACCCUCUGGCUGGACAUAGCCACCCAGCAGAGCAGAUGCAGGUAAGAGACGCCUGGGGCUCAGGCAGGCUGGGGUGGGUUCGGGCCUGGGAUGGCACAUGAGAGCCACAGAGAGAGACCAGACAGCAGGGCAGGAUGCUGCCCAGCAGCCGCCACAGGGACCCAGGCUGUGC
Molecule: messenger RNA, 3626 nt
Organism: Kogia breviceps (pygmy sperm whale)
Lineage: Eukaryota; Metazoa; Chordata; Mammalia; Artiodactyla; Physeteridae
Gene: CYSRT1
Product: cysteine rich tail 1
Source: RefSeq, a predicted model, not a curated record